Vitis vinifera (wine grape) is the source of this 1252-nucleotide messenger RNA. RefSeq names its product putative DNA-binding protein ESCAROLA-like. The record is from RefSeq and is a predicted model, not a curated record. The transcript has a single exon. Lineage: Eukaryota; Viridiplantae; Streptophyta; Magnoliopsida; Vitales; Vitaceae. The coding region runs from base 384 to 1124 and encodes 246 amino acids. Gene Ontology annotation, molecular function: DNA-binding transcription factor activity; minor groove of adenine-thymine-rich DNA binding. Gene Ontology annotation, cellular component: nucleus.
UUGGUCCCUAAAGUUCUCAAUAAAAUAUAUAUUUUAAGGUGGUGGCACACACCAUGAUAAACAUUCACCAAUGGUGUGUUUUUAUUACUAAUUUUUUGCCAACUUGUCUCCAAAGGAGAGGAUACUAAAACAAUUCAAGUUGGAGCCGUUCUACCAUUUUAUAUGCGUUUUUAUGACUUUGAGUUCAUCAAAUAUUUCCCCACUUUCUCUUUCUCUCUCUCUCCCCCCACUCUUCCCUUUCUCUGCACUCGAUUUCUCUCUGUUUUCUAUUCGUACUAAGGCUAUGAAUCAUGGGUCUCUCAUUUAUUUAAUAAUCAUAUUAUAUUUAGUUUUUUAAUUCUCCUUUUUUCUUAGUUUAUUCUUCUUCUCUUUUUCAAGUGUUUAUGGCUGGUUUCCCCAAUGGCUCACCUUCAUCAUCUCCCUUUCAUCUUCACCUUCACCAGCCUCAGCUCAACAACCUUCCGGAACCGCCUGAGCCUGAAAAAAAUGAGUGGAACACGGCUCAGUUUCCCUGUGACGGAGAUGUGCUCGCUCGCCGUCCUCGAGGUCGACCACCUGGGUCCAAGAACAAGCCUAAGCCACCGGUGGUGAUUUCAAGAGAGAGUACAAACACGCUUAGGGCACAUAUAUUGGAGGUUGGUCAUGGCUGCGAUGUGUUCCACUCAGUGGCGGAGUACACGGAGAAGCGCCGCUGUGGGAUCUGUAUAUUAAGCGGAAGCGGCAUGGUCACCGACGUGAGUUUGAGACAGCCGGCGGCGGCUGGGGGUGCAGUGGCUUUUCUGCAGGGGCGGUUCGAGAUACUGUCCCUGUCUGGAUCGUUUCUGCCGCGGCCAGCGCCCCCCGGUGCAACUAGCCUGACUGUAUUUCUGGCCGGCAGCCAGGGACAGGUUGUCGGAGGGAGCGUGGUGGGGGGUUUGACUGCAUGUGGGCCGGUGGUUGUCAUUGCGGCUUCCUUUACGGACGUGGCUUAUGAUAGGGUGGGCGUGGAUGGAGAGGAGGGGCUCCUGAUGCAGCCACCGGAAGAUGAGAGUGGCGGUGGUUGUGGUCUUCCCUUGUACAAUUUUCCUGGAAUCAAUAAUUUGAUGGGAGGCUUAGUUGGGAUGCCUGAUCCUAAUCCUAAUUGACCUUAACCCACAAAAUCUCCUUCACCAUGUAAAGUCUCACUUCUUACUUUCUUGUGUUGUUUUUGCUUAAUUUUUUGUCAUUUCAUAUGCCCAAAUUGAUUUAAGUGUUUGAAAUAAUGGCUUGGAAG